CCCCCCUCACAGGGGGUCUGCAACUCAUCAAACCACGUUCAGAAUGGAGCAACAUUUCCUUGGGCUGAUGCUAAUGGAAAGGCACAUUUCAAUCUUAGGAAUCCAGAGAGAGCAAAUGGGUCUGAUGGCCUGGUAAUAACAGACAUUUCAAGUCUAGCAAGUCAAAAGAAGACGUUUGAUCCCAGGAAAGAAAAUCCCAUCGUGUUACUUAGCGACUUUUACUAUGGACAGCAUAAAGGAGAUGGGCAGCCAGAACAGAAGACUCACACCACCUUUAAAUGCCUCAGUUGCAUGAAAGUUCUAAAAAAUAUUAAGUUUAUGAAUCACAUGAAGCAUCACUUGGAGUUUGAGAAGCAGAGGAACGACAGUUGGGAUAACCACACCACCUGCCAGCACUGCCACCGGCAGUUUCCCACUCCCUUCCAGCUACAGUGUCACAUUGACAGUGUGCACAUCGCCAUGGGGCCCUCUGGUGUCUGUAAGAUCUGUGAAUUGUCAUUUGAAACAGAUCAGGUCCUCUUACAACACAUGAAGGACCAUCAUAAGCCUGGCGAAAUGCCCUAUGUGUGCCAGGUUUGCCAUUACAGAUCAUCGAUCUUUGCUGAUGUGGAAACACAUUUUAGAACGUGCCAUGAAAACACAAAGUAUUUGCUUUGUCUGUUUUGUCUCAAACUUUUCAAAACUGCGAUACCAUACAUGAAUCAUUGUUGGAGACACAGCAGAAGGAGAGUCUUUCGAUGUUCCAAGUGCCGACUACAGUUUUUGACAUUGAAGGAGGAAAUAGAGCACGAAACCAAGAACCAUCAAACAUUUAAAAAGCCGGAGCAACUGCAAGGGUUGCCUCAUGAAACAGAAGUUAUUAUUCCAACUUCAGUUCAGCCAGGAUCAAGUGGUGUGGCUUCCAUUAUUGUGAGUGACACUGACCCUCCGCCUUCACCUGUAAAAACUAAAACGAUGGCUAUGAACACUUGAGAUUCCAGACUCCCUUGCAGCAAGGAU
Molecule: messenger RNA, 999 nt
Organism: Piliocolobus tephrosceles (Ugandan red Colobus)
Lineage: Eukaryota; Metazoa; Chordata; Mammalia; Primates; Cercopithecidae
Gene: ZNF280A
Product: zinc finger protein 280A
Exons: 1
Biological process (GO): regulation of DNA-templated transcription
Molecular function (GO): RNA polymerase II cis-regulatory region sequence-specific DNA binding; DNA-binding transcription factor activity, RNA polymerase II-specific
Source: RefSeq, a predicted model, not a curated record